This is a messenger RNA of Sphenostylis stenocarpa, 801 nucleotides long. Lineage: Eukaryota; Viridiplantae; Streptophyta; Magnoliopsida; Fabales; Fabaceae. The record is from the annotation of a GenBank genome assembly.
AUGGAUGAGGCUCUAUUAGUUGCUUCCAAAUUCUUUGAAUUGCCAACAAUGGAGAAGGUGAAGUUGAGGUCAAAUGAUGUGCACAAGCCAGUGAGGUAUGGAACGAGUUUGAAAGAUGGGAUUGACAAGGUUCAAUUUUGGAGGGUUUUUCUCAAACACUGUGCCCACCCCUUAAAAGAAUGGAUCCACUUGUGGCCAGAAAAUCCAUCAGAUUACAGGGAAAAGAUGGGGAGAUAUUGUGAAGAGGUGAAGAAAUUGAGCUUAGAGGUGAUGAUGGCACUGAUUGAGAGUCUUGAAUUAGAUGCAUGCACAGAUCUAACAAAGAAGGUUGAAGAUGGCAUGCAAGUGAUGGCAGUGAAUUGCUACCCACCUUGCCCAGAACCAGAGAUUGCACUAGGGCUACCCCAACAUUCUGACUAUAGUUGUCUAACAAUUUUGUACCAAAACUACCCUGGGUUAGAGAUAAUGGAUUUGGAGGAUGGCACAUGGAAGAUGGUCCCACAUAUUCCUGGUGCACUUCAAGUGCAUGUGGGUGACCAUUUUGAGGUACUAAGCAAUGGCUUGUACAAGAGUGUUGUGCACAGGGCUACCCUUAACAAGGACAACACAAGGAUCUCCAUCACUAGCUUGUUCAGUUUGGGGUUGGAUGACACAAUGGAGACAGCUGAACAGCUUGUGGAUGAUCAACAUCCUAAGAAGUAUAAAGAGAGCAGUUUUAGAGAUUUUCUUAACUUUCUGGCAUCCAAUGACAUUGCUGAGGGGAAGAACUUCAUUGACAUGCUCAAGAUCAACUUCAAUUAG